This is a messenger RNA of Argentina anserina (silverweed cinquefoil), 4607 nucleotides long. Its product is annotated as protein PHYTOCHROME-DEPENDENT LATE-FLOWERING. Gene Ontology annotation, biological process: regulation of transcription by RNA polymerase II. Bases 151 to 4263 code for a protein of 1370 amino acids. The transcript is spliced from 12 exons. The record is from RefSeq and is a predicted model, not a curated record. Gene Ontology annotation, molecular function: transcription coregulator activity. NCBI's taxonomy places the organism in Eukaryota, Viridiplantae, Streptophyta, Magnoliopsida, Rosales, Rosaceae. Gene Ontology annotation, cellular component: SAGA complex.
CUCAUGAAUCCAAACUGACUUGAAACACAACAUUGUUUAGGGUUUUUGUUCCUCUCUCUUUGGUCCCUUACCCACUUCUCCAUGAUCCAAACUCAACAACACUGAACACGACAACCUCAAUUCCUCCGAACUUGAGACUAAAACCCCAUCAUGGGUAUUUCGUUUAAGGUCUCAAAGACCGGUACCAGGUUCCGACCCAAGCCUCCUCUUCCCUCCGACACCAACAUUGUCGCCGACGAUGACGUGUCCGAGAACAAUGCCUCCUACAAUUCCGGGAAGCUUCAGGUUGAAAGAAAGGAGAAUGUGGCUGGGGUGUCUGGAUCUUCAAUUUCCUCUGAAGGGCUCCCCGUACCUGCAGAGACAGAGGCUUCCUUCACGUUAAAUCUCUUCCCAGAUGGAUAUUCGAUUGGAAAACCCUCUGAGAAUGAGAAUGCUCAUCAGGAUGUUCCAAAGUUGCUGCACCCAUAUGAUAGGACGUCUGAAACUCUCUUCUCGGCAAUUGAAUCUGGUUGGUUGCCUGGAGAUAUCUUGGAUGAUAUACCUUGCAAGUACAUUGAUGGAACACUUGUUUGUGAGGUUCGAGAUUAUCGUAAAUGUGCUUUUGAUCAAGGGCCCGCCAGUCCACCCACUGAUGGAUCCGUUAUUGUAAAUAAAGUCCGCCUCAGAAUGUCACUGGAAAACGUAGUGAAGGAUAUCCCGCUGAUCUCGGAUAAUUCUUGGAGUUAUGGUGAUCUGAUGGAAGUAGAGUCCCGCAUACUGAAAGCUCUACAACCAAAACUUCAUCUGGAUCCUACUCCAAAGUUGGAUAGGCUAUGUAAGGAUCCAGUUCCCACAAAGCUUGAUUUGGCUUUGACAAGUAUAAGAAGAAAGAGAUUAAGGCAGAUGCCAGAAGUCGUUGUUACAUCUAACAGCAAGACACAUGGGAAGAAAGUUUGCAUUGAUAGAGUUCCAGAAAGUUCGAAUAGUAGGUUGGCAGAUUCAGGAAUCCUUUCAGGCAAUAUGAUGCCACACCAUGGCCAUGAAAAUUUGAUCAAUCAAAAUCUGAGUGUGAAUAACAUCGCCUUAAGAUCUAAAAAUUUUAUGCCCGACGUUUCUGUUCAAGGAGCACACCCAUCAAGGUAUCAGAUGGGGGUUGGCACUCCCAGAAGUAUGCAGGACCAUGGAUCAGGACCUGUUGUCAAUGCAUCAGCUUCUCCUGUUGGACAGGAGAUGAUGAUCUCAUACGCUGACAACAUUACCUCCAAUGCCUCUCAUCCUGGUAAGAGGGAGCAUCAAGAUGGGCAAAUCUCACCUUUAUCUUUCAAUAAGAGACAGCGGUCCACAGGAGUCGGCCUUGAUGCAGUGCAACACCAGCAAAUAGGGCCUAUAGACAGCUUCAAUGGAUCAGACAUGAACUGGAAAAAUACAUUAUUGCAGCAUUCAAUGGGCAAAGGUAUGCAAUAUCCAAGUGCUGGAACUCAGAAAUUUCCGUCCCAGGUGUUUGAAGGGGCACUGAAUCAAGAUAGUGGGACUAUGCCGUUUGCUAUAGGACAGCCAAACAUGAGAUAUGGUGCCAAGGAAGAGCAGUUUGAGACAGGAAAAGUAGACGGGACAGAGGUCAGUGGGAUAAAAAAUGACAUGCAGAUGGUGGAAGGAGAAACAAGUCAUCUUGACCCACAGCUAUCACGAUUUCCACUAAGAGUACCACAGCAUUCAUUCAUGAGAUCUAAUUAUCCUCAGACAUCCUGGAAUAACUUUGGUCAAAAUAUUGAGAAAGAUGCAAGAAAGGAUGACCAAAUCUCCAAAAGAAAAUCAGUACAAAGUCCCCGGUUAUCUGGUGGGGCUACGGUUCAGUCCCCACUAUCAUCAAAAUCUGCAGAGUUUUCUACUGGUUCUGUAGGACCCCACUUUGGAAUAGCAGCUUCUUCUGCCUUUGGAGCAUCACAGAAGGAAAAGGCAGCAAUCAGCUCAGCUGGUAUCGGAACGGCAUCUUUGACUUCCAGUGGCAAUGAUUCGAUGCACAGGCAACACCAGGCUCAUGUUGCUGCAAAACGGAAAUCCAAUUCCCUCCCUAAAACUUCAGCAAUGAGUGGUGUUGGAUCUCCUGCCAGUGUUAGUAAUAUAAGUAUGCCAUUAAAUGCGAAUAGUCCCUCUGUUGGAACUCCAUCUUCGGGUGAUGAAAGCAUGCUUGAAAGAUUGUCAAAAAUUGCACAAGUGACUGUGAGGUAUCAACUGAACGGGAAAAAGAAUAAGGUUGACAACUACUCCAGGAAGCCAAAAGAAUAUCCAGAUAAACAUCUUAUGGCUUGUCUCUCAAAUGUUUUGAAUAAUGAGGAUUUUAAAGAUGAUUCAUGUGUGAGCCCGUUGUCGAAGUCACUUGUCGGUGGCAGCAUGAAUAUCUGCAAGACCAGAAUUUUAAACUUUGAGCAAGUUCAAGGAGCUGGGUUUUCGUAUGUUCCUAAGGCACAAACGAGGAUGAUCAUGUCAGAGAAGCCAAAUGAUGGUACUGUAGUAAUGUUUCAUGGAGAACUACAGGACAGUGAAUUUCUGUCUGCUGAGGAUUAUCUUCCUACGUUGCCAAAUACUCAUUUAGCUGAUUUGCUUGCAGCACAGUUCUGUUCACUGAUGGUACGUGAUGGAUAUAAUCUUGUGGAAGAUCAUGUCCAACCAAAGCCGACCCGCGUUUAUCCUCCCGCAGGCAAUAAUGGUGCCGGUUUGACACGUAAUAAUUCUGCAAUUGAAAUGCAACAAUAUGCAGACGCAGUUUCAGGUCAACCUUCUAAUGAUGUUAAGCCGAUGAUUGUUGGUAAUGCUUCCCUUAAUUCAUCCCAAAAUCUUCUACCCAGCACAAGGAUGCUGCCACCCGGAAACAGCACAAGGAUGCUGCCACCCGGAAACUCCCAGGCCUUACAGAUGUCUCAAGGGAUUUUGUCUGGAACUUCCGUGCCACCCCGUCCACAACAGCUGGAUUCGCCAUCAUUACUUCAGCAGCAACAGCAGCAGCAUCAACAGCAUCAACACCAACAGCAUCAGCAUUUGCAACAACAGCAACCUCAGCAUAACCAACACUCGUUGAUUCAGCAACAACAUCCCCAGCUCCAGAGAUCGAUGAUGCUUGCAGCUGGAAAUCCACUUUCACAAUUGAAUGCAAUUGGGCAGACUUCCAACGUACAGUUAGGUAACAUGGUAAAUAAGCUCCCAUUGCAAUUUCAGAUUUACCAGCAGCAGCAACAACAGCAGCAGCAACAACAGCAGCAGCAACAACAGCAGCAACAGCAACAGCAACAACAGCAACAGCAGCCGCAAAUGCAGAGGAAAAUGAUGAUGGGACUAAAUGCAAAUAUGGGUAUGGGAACUCUGGGAAAUAAUAUGGUCGGGCUUUCUGGGCUUGGCAAUGCCAUGGGAAUGGGAGCUGCAAGAGGGAUAGCAGGAGCUGGAUUGUCAGCACCGAUGACCCCUAUCUCUGGAAUGGCAAACGUGGGUCAGAACUCAAUGGCAUUAAACCAGCAUAAAAUGCUACAAGCGCAAGCUCUCAUGGCAUCGAAACUUCGGUUGCAAAAUCGAGGCAACAUGUUAGGGGUCCCUCAAUCAAACAUAGCUGGUAUGCCAGGAGCCAGACAGAUGCAUCCAGGAUCUUCUGGUCUGUCGAUGCUGGGUCAGACUCUGAAUCGAACUAACAUGAGUCCUAUGCAACAAACAGCGAUGGCGCCCAUGGGUCCACCAAAGUUGAUGGCAGGGAUGAACAUGUACAUGAACUCACAGCAACAGCAACAACAACAGCAGCAGCAGCAACAGCAGCAGCAGCAGCAGCAACAGCAGCAGCAGCAGCAGCAACAGCAGCAGCAGCAGCAGCAGCAGCAGCAGCAACACCAGCAUCAGCAACAGCAACAGCAGCAGCAGCAGCAAUUGCAAAUGCAAAUGCAACAGCAACAAUUGCAGCAGCUGCAACAACAACAACAGCAAUUGCAGCAGCCUCUGCAGCAAGAAACAAAUUCACCGCUACAGGCGGUUCUUUCGCCACCGCAGGUGAGUCCCCCCUCAACUAUGGGAAUUCCACAACUGAACCAGCAAAUUCAGCAGCAGGCUAGCCCGCAGCAAGUGAGCCAAAGAACUCCAAUGAGUCCGCAGCUGAGCUCAGGGACGAUGCAUGCCAUGAGUGCCGGUAAUCCAGAGGCUUGUCCUGCAAGCCCACAGCUGAGCUCUCAAACGCAUGGCUCCGUUGGUAGCAUUGCAAAUUCUCCUAUGGAUCUUCAAGCUGCAAACAAUUCUACCGGUAUUCCAUAGUGCAAACAAUUCUACCGGUAUUCCAUAGUGCAAACAAUUCAACCAUUUUAUUCUGGAACGCUGCUUCCUAUAGAGUUCCUCUCUAUUCCAAAGAGAAGUUGUUUUUUCAGACAAUUCCUUUUGGAUGCCAGCAUGAUCAAAUGGGUCCCUGUUCUGAGCCUCAUCCAACUCGAGUAGAGAUUCUCUUAAUUCCAGUUUAUUGCUCAAAGGAAACCGACUCUUACUCCACCUCUUGAGUUUAGCUCGACACUUGUCCAAGGAGCAGUUCCAGUUUGCAAUAAGAGUCUUAUUAGAACAUGGGGCCGAGCAUUCCUUAAUAACUUAUUUAAGGUCCGGUUCCAAAG